Molecule: messenger RNA, 2029 nt
Organism: Dacryopinax primogenitus
Lineage: Eukaryota; Fungi; Basidiomycota; Dacrymycetes; Dacrymycetales; Dacrymycetaceae
Exons: 3
Coding region: 1-2019 (672 amino acids)
Biological process (GO): telomere maintenance via telomere lengthening
Molecular function (GO): double-stranded telomeric DNA binding
Source: RefSeq, a predicted model, not a curated record
AUGGACUCACGCAAGGACCAUACAGACACUCUCCCUCCUUUCUCUCCUCCCAUCAACAUCAUCCCACUUGGUACAAAUACACUACCCUACGACCCCUUCAUCCCCCCUCCAGCACAGCCCAACGCUCGCUACCUCACCGCGCUCUCCUCCCUCUGGCCUAUCGCUAAACAAGUGAUUAAGAUAGCAAAGGACACGCCGGUUCUCGAAGACGGCAGUAUUGAUCUAGAGAGCUCGACUGCAGAGAGCUGGGAAGAGUUCGGGAGGAUCUUGCUGCACAACAAAGAUGGCUUCUACCCCCUGCACAAGCUAGACCGAGAACUCUACUUCCUCGCUCUCCCAUCUCCAGAGCUCAGCGAAGAACGUUACACCGCAGCGCGUCAGAUUAACGUUGCCCUCCUCUUCGCACUGCUCUUCCCCACCGAGGCAACCCAGCUCAAUUCCUACGCUCAAUGGGUCACAUUCCUCUCACAGCUCAAGGAGACUUACCUCCUCCUAUGCGCCGGACGGGGUAAGGCUGAGCUCCUCUGGGUAAACCUCGAACGUAUCUCCGACAUUUGUAUUACCUUAUGCCUCGCGCUCGAAGCACUCGACAGCAAAUCCUCCGGCCUGAACGCCUUCCGUCUGGUAUUCAACCAUUCCCACCUUCGUCACCCGCAACUCGUGUCCGGGUCUAAACCAGUCAUCCCACCCUCCGACCUCCCACGGUUCGAGAGCACAUGGACGACGCGUGCCCUGCAGGACCUGCGGAAGUUCGCAAAGCGCCCGCCUAAACUGGAAGACGCGAUCUCCACCUUGCGCACGGGGCUGUUGAAGGAUAUCCUGAAUGAAGUCCUUCCCGUGCUCGGGAACUAUGCGGCAGCAUCAGCGACGCCUUUCCCCACGCCUUCCAAACCUAUCCCUGCUGCAAAACCCAAGCGUACCGUCCCAUCGGACUUUGCGUGGAACGCAAAGCAGACCGAUGCCGUCCGGCUGGAGGAAAGCUCCUCUUUUGCAGAAGUAGUGAUAGAGCUUGAGGAGCCUGUCAAGUCCAAGCGCGGAAGGAAGGGCGUGAAGGGCAAGGGCCGGCCGAGGAAGGGUACCAGAGGCAGGUCGGGGAGCAUCGCUGGUAUAGAGACAGAGACGGAGCAAGAACCGGAGCUGGAGCAAGAGCAGGAAGAGGAGGUCGACCUCAUCGUUGUCGAACCUCCUGCUCCCACAAUACCCACCAUCCCCGAAGAAGCGGACGACGAUGAGAGCCUGCCGGACGUAGAUCAAAUCAUCGCCGAGACCCAGCUGGAAGUAGAGGCGGAGGCGACCAUCGUCCUUACUACCCAGCCGCUCGCUCUGAACGGUAAGAAACGCGCUGGGGAAGAGUCCAGGUCUCCUACACCUCGGCCUGCUAAGAAACAGGCUGUCUUGGAGCCGCAAGCUGCAAGACCUGCCACACAGUUGCCCACCCCAGAGCCUUUCUUCCAGGAGAGGCCAGCUGCAGCUACAAGCUCAUCACCCGCACCUACGGAAACGCCCCGGGAGAGUGCCCGACCGCCGGCCUCUGCCCAUCAGGAGGAUGACGACGAAGUUCCUGAGGAGGAAGUAGAGCAAGAAGAAGAAAUCGACCAACUUCGAUAUUCUGUCCCCGUUCCCACUCCUCACAAGCAGCUCUCCGAACCUAGUUCGUCCAAAAAGGCGCACACCCCGCCGCCAAAGGGAGGCAAGCAGUCUAAACGCCAACCGACGCCUCCUGUCCAGGCAUCGGGAAAAAAGAGCAGCCGCUAUGCCACAGGCGGGAACGAGACUGGUCGCAAGGUUUGGAGUACCGUCGAGGAUAACGCGCUUAUGAGCGCUCUUCGGGAACUGCACGAGGGGUCGCACACAUCUAUGAAGUGGAAGACGAUCCUCGAUUGGCAUGGGUCGGACGGCAGUAAGUCCACCAUUCUGAAAGGCCGCAAUAACGCCCAGGUCAAGGAUCGUGCGAGGAAUCUAUACCUCAAGUUCCAGAGGAAUGGGCAGGUUCCGCCUGUGUGGCUCCCCGAAAGGUGAGGAGAAGAAC